GUAUCAUCUUUCUUACACUCGCCUCCUGUGGAUCGUCAAGUGAAGAGCAGCCAUAAUGCAGUGUUGUGAUCUUCAAGGUAUUCUAAAUCUUCAAUCUUAUCCUCUAAACAAUCCUAACUCUACUCAUUACAAAGAUCUCAUCCAGAGACUGCGAGCCGAGCUACAAGCUAAUGGCAUCGUCCUGUUGCCGAAUUUUAUGACUAAGACGGGAAUAGAUUCCACUCUACGAAGUCUGCAAGACAAGAAAAUCGAGCCUUAUCGAAAGGAGGUCACUCAUAAUGUUUACUUAGAGGACCACGUUCGCAAGAACGAAGAGGAAUUUCCAAAUCAAAAUCACCCGAAAAGAUUCCACGUUCGUAGCUGUAAAACAUGCUACACUAACGAUCAAAUUGAUUCCAAGUCUCCGAUAAAUGUUCUCUUCUACGCCGACGAGAUGACGGACUUCAUUCGUGACGUUCUCGGUAAAGAGAAACUUUAUCGUACUGCUGAUCCUCUAGGAGCUUUGAAUGUACAUAUGUACAAGGAAGGAGACGAACUAGGCUGGCAUUUCGACCGGGGAGAGUUUGCUGUUACUUUACUUCUUCAAGCUCCUGAAUCUGGUGGCAAGUUUGAGUUCUAUCCUGAUUUAAGAAGCGAGCAGAAUUCAAACUACCCGAAGGUUCAAGAAAUUCUUCUUGCUGCGAGAGAGGGUCAGGAUGUCAGUAAACAUGGCGUCCAAGUGGCUGAUCAGUUGGAAGCUGGUACAUUAUCGAUAUUCUGCGGACACAACUCUUUGCACCGAGUGACAAAGAUCGUUGGUCAAAAACCAAGAUAUCUAGCGGUUCUCUCGUACGAAAACGAACCAAAUGUUCAUCUGAAUGAGUACACGAAAAUGAAGUUUUUUGGACGUAUUCAAUGAGAAAGCUGUUCUCAGCUAUUCAAAUUUCAACUAUGAACACAAUCACAACCUGCAGCUAUAAUUACAAUCAAGCGUAAAAACUGAAUAUUUCGUGAUUCUUAGGGUCUCUUUUUGCACUCAUUUUGCCUCCUAACUCAGACCACAGGCAGCCCAAUCUCUUGUUCUGUGGUGUUGUGGCCCAUGCGAAUAUUAACGGUAAUAUUUCAUAGCAUGUAAAAUUAGUACUUUAAGGAAUAAAAAUGAAUUACCUUGAUACCUUAAGUUGAUGUCUGGCAGAUUUUGAAGCCAGUUUCGGUGCGUUUUUACGGAGUCAGGGUAAGAAAUAUGAUCUUAACCCUUCGCAAACAAAAAA
This is a messenger RNA of Actinia tenebrosa (Australian red waratah sea anemone), 1250 nucleotides long. RefSeq lists its product as uncharacterized. NCBI's taxonomy places the organism in Eukaryota, Metazoa, Cnidaria, Anthozoa, Actiniaria, Actiniidae. The record is from RefSeq and is a predicted model, not a curated record.